AAAUUUACCAAUCACUAAGCUUGUUGUGUGUCGAAGCAAAAUCCAUACAUCAUUAAAAUCUAACCCGGGGACACGAGUUUUCUCGAAAUGCCGGGGAAUAAGCCCAAAAAAGAGAAGACAGUCACGAAAACUACGCCUGGCUCCAAAGCUAGUGCAAAAGAAAAUUCUGAAAAUGCUGAAAAUGAGAACAAGAAAAAGCCGGCAAAGAUUCAACUUCCAGAACAUCCACCACCAGCACAGAUCAACAAACUGAAUUUCACUGGACCACCAACCAUAAAGAAAGACAAAAGACAAAACUCAUCAAGAUUUAAUGUCACAAAAAACAGAGAAUUGCAAAAACUACCAUUGCUGAAAGAUUCAACACCAGCAGAAAGAGAAGAUUUAUUUAUACAGAAAAUCAGGCAAUGUUGUGUUCUAUUUGACUUUGUAAUAGACCCUCUUAGUGAUUUAAAAUGGAAAGAAGUGAAAAGAGCAGCACUGAAUGAAAUGGUGGAAUUUGUAUCGCACAAUAGAGGUGUCAUCACAGAACCCAUCUAUCCUGAAGCUAUACAUAUGUUUAGUGUAAAUUUAUUCAGAACAUUACCUCCUUCAUCAAAUCCCCAUGGUGCAGAGUUUGAUCCAGAAGAAGAUGAACCUGCAUUAGAGGCAUCAUGGCCACAUUUACAGCUUGUGUAUGAAUUUUUUCUGAGAUUUUUAGAGUCUCCAGACUUCCAGCCAAAUACAGGGAAAAAAUAUAUUGAUCAAAGAUUUGUGUUGCAACUUUUAGAAUUAUUCGACUUUGAAGAUCCACGAGAAAGAGAUUUUUUAAAGACACUUUUACAUAGGAUUUAUGGAAAAUUUUUAGGUUUAAGAGCAUAUAUACGAAAACAAAUCAACAAUAUAUUUUACAGCUUUAUAUAUGAAACAGAGCACCAUAAUGGUAUAGCAGAAUUGUUAGAAAUCUUAGGAAGUAUUAUUAAUGGUUUUGCCCUACCAUUAAAAGAAGAGCACAAAGUAUUUUUGUUAAAAGUUCUAUUGCCUUUACAUAAAGUGAAGUCUUUAAGUGUGUACCAUCCACAACUGGCGUACUGUGUUGUUCAGUUUCUGGAGAAAGACCCAAGUUUAACAGAACCUGUAAUAAUGGGACUGCUUAAAUUUUGGCCAAAAGUACAUAGUCCAAAAGAAGUUAUGUAUUUGAAUGAAUUGGAAGAAAUUUUGGAUGUGAUAGAACCUGCAGAGUUUACUAAAGUAAUGGUGCCACUGUUCAAACAGCUUGCCAAAUGUGUGUCUAGUCCACAUUUUCAGGUGGCAGAAAGAGCACUAUACUUCUGGAAUAAUGAGUACAUCUUGAGUUUGAUCAGUGAUAAUGCCUCAACUAUACUACCAGUUGUGUUCCCAGCUUUGUAUAAGAGCAAGGAACAUUGGAAUAAGACAAUCCAUGGCCUAAUUUACAAUGCAUUAAAGUUAUUUAUGGAAAUGAAUCAGAAACUGUUUGAUGAUUGUACACAGCAGUAUAAAGCAGAAAGACAAAAAGAAAAAGAAAGAAUGAAAAAUCGAGAAGAUGCAUGGACAAAGGUCAACAAUUUGGCAAUUGGAAAUCCACAAUAUAAAGAAGUUGCAACUAAGUAUAUGGAAAAUGGUGAGAAAACAAGAAAUCCUGGAACACCCAAUAGUUUAGAUGAGGACACAGAUAUUAAUAUGAAAGAAUUAGAAAAAGAAGCCAAUGAGAUGUCUUCAAAUUAUGGUGAAUUACGACAGCUCUAUCAGGAACAGAUAACGAAGAAAAAAGGCAAGGGAGACAAGCCAUUGUUGCGGCGAAAAUCCGAACUACCACAUGACAUAACUAUGAUAAAAGCGUUAGAUAGUCAUAAAAGACAUGAUGAAUAUCUCCCAACAAAUUCAGAGGGCAAUUCAGCUACAACUACCUGAGACCAAAAAUUGAUUUAUUCAUAAAUCAUGGACCAUUUUUUGUCGUAAUGUUGGGACAUUCAAUCUCUUUAUCUGGUGUCUGCAAGUUUAUUGUAUAGUAGAGAUGAUAAAAAAAGUAAGUGAAUGAGUGCAAGUGAGAGUAACUGCUACAAAUUUUUAUAUUGUAUAUAAUCGAAGAGUAAAAGUGAAGAUUUUAUGGAAUAUAUCAUCCUGUAUGAAGUGAGUUCUGUGUACAUUUAUGUGCGGGUCAAGAUUUUGUAUAAUUGCAAUUCUGUGAUAAAUAGUCCAUUAAAUUAACUUGCAGCACCCUGUGAUACUCCACCCACUUUGCCUUAAAAGGAAUGGGAGGAGUCACAACUAGAAAUGCCUGAUAGAUUUAUGUACAUUUUUGUUUUCUCAUAGAUGUACCUCAGGUAAAUAUCAUGCAAAUGGAGUUCAGACAGUAAAUGCUUUUACCACAUAAGAUUUUGUACUGGAUAUAUGUGUGUGUUUUACUAAGGCAAUCUUUGAUGAUUGCAUACCAAAAUAGUUUACCAGCAUAAAUGUAAGGCUUUUAUUAUGUAGAUCAUCUCCAUAUAUCCUACCGGUGUUGUUGAUUUGUCAGAAAAAAGGUCUUAUCAAAUAAAUUUUUGCCAAAGUUACAGAUGAUCAUUACAUUUAGAUAAUCAUCACAAAAUGUAUUUGCCAACGUUAAAUAGAGGUCACAUAUCAAUAAGAUUAUUGUCAAUGGAAAUUGAUAACCUGUAUAUGGUACAGAUGUAAAUACUCUUUUCAUUGCAACAGGUUUAAUCUGUUUGAAUGAUAUACUGUAUAGCACUUUCCCUUUGAAAACAGACAUGAUGGUAUGACAUGACCAACAAUCAUAUAAAUCUUAAAUGAAUCAUUAUCAGUCGAACCAGUUCAAGUAGCACAUUAUACAGUGCAUACAGUAUUAUUGUACACAGAAUAUAGACCCCAUCAACUGCUUUUAUAGUCUAGUCAGAAAAACAAUUAAAUGCAGUAUUUAAUCCAAUUCUGACAGGACAAGUAUUAAUUUGCCUUACUAAAUAUAUGUAUCAGUAUAUAUGUGUUUGCAUUAACUGUGAUUAACUAUUGGCAAUGUAAUAUUAUUGUUUAUUGUUAAAAGUAGAUGAUAACGGGACGAUCAUACAUGUAUUGCAGAUUGGGCAAAAUUCGUAUUCGUAACAUUCUUGAAAAAAGUGCUAUUUUUGUUAGCUAUUUACUGUUGUUAAUUUAUUGUGAAAAAUUGUUCAUACCAAAAAAAAGUAAUGAAUUUUGUUUGUGAUUUCUGGUAAUUGUGGUGAAACUUUUGUAAACCAAACUCUCAAAUAGAAUUUAAAAUCAUAAGUCUUUUGACUUCUGCAAAUAAUUAUAUAAUUCAGGACAAAGUGGGAAAGAUGGUUUAAUUUUUUCUUUUCAAGAACUCCAGAAAUCAAAUGAAAUGAAAGAAAAUUUCUAUUGAAAGUUCUUAUUACUUUCAUAUAUAGUUGAAGGAAAUUUGAAAGAAAAUGUAUGUCAGGUAUUUAAAGAAAGAUUUCUGUAAAAAAUAAAUGCAUUUUAAAUUUGUUAGUUACUUCAUUCAUCUGCUUAUUCUCAAGCAGUAAUAUGUAAAUUUUAUGUGCAUGGUCAUGAGGUCAUAUAUUGAUGUGUUCAUUUACUAUUGUACACAAAGUUAUCUUUUCUAACAUUUAUAAUAGAUGAAAAAUAUCAAGACAUGUAGCAAAAUGCAGCUAUGAGUAGACAUUUUUUGAACUGCAACAGCUUUGCUCAUUGGAUAUAGAAUGUUUGUAACUUUUUUCUUUGUACUUGACUUUCAGUUCAAAGGCAUAAAAAUGACAGAAAAUCUACAUUUUUGUAUGAUCUAAAACGUUCAAACAAGUAACAGCAAAACAAUUAAGAUCCAUUUCCCCUAUCAGAUUUGUUUAGACUAAUAAAAUGAAAAUGAAUUUGCUACUAUUUGGAUUAUAAGAUACAAGGUUUCACUGUACAUUAUUUCCAUUUCCAUGUUUGUUAGGAUGAUGAGGACUGAGAGAUAGUUACAAUAAGUAUAAUUAGUUAUGAGUGAGUUUGUUAACUAACUGUUGUUAUGUUUGUUAAGUAGUCUUCUUGUUAUUUUAAGAUGGGAUCAACAAAACAUUUUUGCAAUAUUUUUUUUUUUAAUUCUCAUUUUCAUUUUACUAAACAUAUGCAAUCUCUCUUAAUAUUAUAAAAGGACCUCGAUUUUGUUUAACUGAUCAUAUGUUGAUUGUAUCCAAUGAUUAUCUCCCCAACAUCUUCAUUUAUGCAUUUAGAAUUAAAUGACUAGAACUUCAUAAUUCCAUGUAGGAACAUAAUGCAUAUUGGUACUUAAUAUGAUUUACUCACACUGAAACUAUAUAACAAAAACAAAGUUAUGGUCUUAUUUAACAUUAGUCAAUGUAAUGAGGACUUUCAGAAGGAGGAGUGAGAAGAUCCUGAAGUAUAUUUUUUAUUUAAUCGAAGUGGAACAAUGUUGUAAUAAAUGACUUUAUAUUAAAGGAUGGUGGUGGAUUUUGAGAGCCCAGUUAACAUUUUAAAAAUCUUCUAAAAUCAAUUUGUUUCAGAGUCGCAAUGUAUUUUUUUUUGUUUUAAUAUCAGAGAACACAUAAUCAGUCAUGGGUAGACAUUAGAAAUUAUGCAAAGCACAUUUAGUUAACUAGGUUUUAUAAUUAUAUUAAACUCUUAACUGAAACUGGAAUCCUUGUUAAUGUUUUGAAUAUCAAUUCUUUUAUGGAGGAUUGUCAUUUUAAGAUUAUGUUAUUAAUUGAAUAAUAAGUUACCAAAAAUUACAUUCCAUUACUUAACUAUAGCAUUACCAUUACCACUGAUUGACAUGCCAAGUUUGUAAUGUGCCAGUGCAUUGCCAUAUGUCUGUUGUUAAAAUUCAAAGUAAUAAAAGGAAGUGAUAAGGGGAUGAAAAGCUCAAAAGAAGAAAUUAAAAAAAAAAAAACACAUUUUGAGUGAACCAAAAUCAUGCUUUCAUGUUUGCCAAAAAAUAAAGAGACAAUUUCUUUUAUGAAAUACAAUAUGAGAUUUAUAUAGUAAAUUUCCUAACUACCCUUAAAAUGUAUGAAAUCUGGUAAAUUAGUCGCACGAUUCCAUCGGGCAUAAAUUAAACAGAUUCUUUAAAACAAACUCUUUUACAGAUGGGUCCAUUUAAACAUUAACAAACUUUCAAAAGAACAUUUACAUAUCAGAAGAUAUAUAGGCCAAAUUUCACUUAAUUUCUAACAUUUCAGUAAAAUUUGAUAAGAGUUUUUAGACUGGUUAUUUCACCAUACAAGUAUCCAACUGUUAGAUGUUAUAUAAGCAAUCCACAUUACUUGACACAGAAGUGAAGUAAUCAAUUUUUAUCACGAAAAAUUCCAAUAAAUCUGAAAAUGGUCUUCAAAUCUUUUGGCAGGGGAAAGAAUUAUUGUUUAUUUUUAUACGGUACCAAGUGAACGCACCUUGAAAAUAUGUAAGCAGCUUUAAAAUUUAUUGUGCAUUUUCAAGGCAAAAAUACGACACCAACUCAAAAAGGGUUUAAGGUACCGUUUAUGUUGUAACAAAUAUAAAGUGAGGUAAGAACUUCCUUACAUUUUUUAAUCUAGUGAUUACUUACUUCACUAUUCCCUGGUGUGACUGAACUUUAUGUUUUCAUUCAGCAUUGAAAUUUUAAAGUUAUUGUAAUUAUUAAACAGAAAAUCAUAAAAUGUCAAAUUUAUUUGUUUACUAAAGUGUAACAUUUUUGUAUUCAAACAUGAAAUGUAACAUUAACUUGUUCAAAUUUUAAUAAUGACCUGUUUUAAUUUAAUCAUGCUGUCUAGGUUAUAAUUCUUUUAGAUGCAUUUGAGUAAAUAAUAGAAUGAGAUGCACUAUUUUCAGGUAAAUAUGCAUGAUGUACUAGGUCUUUGUUUGUGGUCAGGAAUUGUCAAGAGUGAUAUUUUUUUCUUAAAACUGUCAUUAAAAUGAAAAAAUUGAA
This is a messenger RNA of Mytilus californianus (California mussel), 5890 nucleotides long. Its product is annotated as serine/threonine-protein phosphatase 2A 56 kDa regulatory subunit gamma isoform-like. The transcript has 18 exons. Gene Ontology annotation, molecular function: protein phosphatase activator activity. The record is from RefSeq and is a predicted model, not a curated record. Gene Ontology annotation, cellular component: protein phosphatase type 2A complex; nucleus; cytosol. Lineage: Eukaryota; Metazoa; Mollusca; Bivalvia; Mytilida; Mytilidae. Bases 88 to 1908 code for a protein of 606 amino acids. Gene Ontology annotation, biological process: protein dephosphorylation; signal transduction.